CUCCGAAUCAAAGAAGCGGGCGGCGGCACUCUCCUCCGCCUCUCCGGCGAGGUCGACCGGCGGCGGCGAUGUCCUCCUCUCCCGGUCGGUCGUGCUCAAAGAAGCUGAAUUGUUCGAUGGAGGACCUACUGGAGGCUCUGCUGACAGAGAUUCUCAACAGGAUCACCAGGACAGGUGAUCUGAAUUCUCUUUCCUUUGUGUCAAAGCAGCUCUACAAGAUAGAGGGGAGUCAAAGGGCUGCUAUCCGUGUUGGUUCCCGUCUUUGCACUGCUACAAAAGCACUGACAUCAUUGUCCGCCCGCUUCCCAAAUCUGCGGAAAGUGGAAAUCGAUUACUCUGGUUGGACACCUGGACAUGGAAAUCAGUUGGACAACGAAGGCCUUUCUGUGUUUUCAUCUCACUGUUCCUCGCUGAUUGACCUCACCUUAAGCUUCUGCUCAUGCAUCGAUGACUCUGGGCUUGCUUGUUUAGCUUAUUGCAAGACACUGGUGUCUCUCAGGCUCAACUCCGCACCAAAAAUAACGUCAGUUGGGCUUUUCUCGGUUGCAGUUGGCUGCACGAAUCUUUCUGCCCUCCACCUUACUGAUUGCGAUGAAAUCGACAAUGUAGAGUGGAUGGAAUACCUUGGUAGGGAUGGAUCGCUGGAAGAGCUUGUAGUGAAGAAUUGCAAAGGAAUCAAUCAUCAUGACUUCCUAAAGUUUGGUCCAGGAUGGAUGAAGCUCCAGAAGUUUGAGUUUGAGAGGAAAAGAGGAAGAUAUGAUAGUCUUAUAGCCAUAGGUGAUGAGGUCUAUGACUCCUCGUACGAUGCUCACAUCAUGGAUAUAUAUGAUUUCUGCUGUGAGAGUUUGAUGGAUCUAAGGUUGGCACAUAUUGAAACUUGGCCAGAAGCAGGACUUCGUGUUGUCCUAGGGAAGUGUAAAGCAUUGGAGAAGCUUUGCCUUGAGUAUGUUCUUGCCUUAAAUGACAAUGACAUCAUUGUAUUAUCUCGGAGCUGCAGCAACCUUAAAAGCAUCACACUUUGGCUUAAGCUGCAGCGCUACUCGAGUGAUGUCAGCUAUUGUGAAAGCAGGACGUCAUUUACUGAUAACAGCCUUUACGCUCUAGCCCUAAACUGUCGUAUGCUUCAGAUGGUAGACCUCAGGUUUACAGGAUGCUUUGUAUUUGUAGCAUUUUCUAUUGUGAAGAGCAUUUGCUUUGUAUUUGUAGCUCAUCAAGAUGCCAACUUUGCUUUGCUGGCCAUGUACUUUAUACUUGCGCUAAAAUGAAAUAUGCGCUUUUCCCUUGCUGAAAAAAGGGAGAAUGAAUUAUUUA
Messenger RNA from Triticum dicoccoides, 1311 nucleotides. Its product is annotated as F-box/LRR-repeat protein 14-like. The transcript is spliced from 2 exons. Lineage: Eukaryota; Viridiplantae; Streptophyta; Magnoliopsida; Poales; Poaceae. Bases 69 to 1265 code for a protein of 398 amino acids. The record is from RefSeq and is a predicted model, not a curated record. Gene Ontology annotation, cellular component: SCF ubiquitin ligase complex. Gene Ontology annotation, biological process: SCF-dependent proteasomal ubiquitin-dependent protein catabolic process.